UUAAAUAACAUCAUUAUACAGUAAAAACUGGUUGUACCUUAGUUUCUUUCAUGCUUCUGGUAAGUCAGAUGUUUAAAUUAUUGAAUGAUAAAUAUAGAAUGUAUCUGAGAAAACACUGAAUGUUUUACUGAUUUGAGUCUAAGAACAUGAGGCAAAAUUCUGAAGAAAAGAAUAGUUAUUAUUGAACAUUUACAGUGUGUAAAGCAUUGCAUGUAGACGAUUUUCAUUGACUCUUCCCAGCACCCUUGUGGGAUAGAAUUUUAUUAGCCCUGUAUUUCAAGGGGAAGAACUGAGCACCAGGGAGUCAAGUGAUUGAUCUGAGUCUCUGUCAGAGCUGGGACUCCAGGCCAGGGCACCCCACUCCAGAGUGAGGAUUCUGGGACCACCGUGCUGUCUCUGAAAAGCCCCAAAUGCCUAAAAGGUCAAGAUAUUUCCAUUACAUUCUAACAUAGUUUUGUAGUCAUUAUUGAAAUUUAAAAUAACUUGGGGACAUUGAUUGUUGGAACAGAAUUUCAGAAAAUUCUAUCCAGGUGAAAAAUAGAGGACCAAAGAUUAUAAGCAAUAUAAUCUUCCAACCGCCUUCAGUUGGAAGGUGGUUCACAUAGUGUAGAGUGUAGACUGGAUGGAAGGUCUGAAAACCAUACAGACAAGGCUGCUAUGAGCUCGCUUAACAUCCUCAAGGCCAAGCAAUAUGAGAAGUAGGAGAGAAAAACCUAAAAACAGAAAAAAAUCCAUUUAAAAAAAAAGUUUCCCAACGUUGUUCAACACCUAUUCCCUCUUAAAUGUAUUGAUAUUCUAUCUCCGUAAAAUCGAUGCAUUUACACGUCGUUUAACGUUUGUGCUUCCGAGCUUGCUGUGGUAGGCAAAUCCUUGCUAUCAAUUAAUUUUUCUAGGUUUUUCAUCAUCUUUAAAAAGAGCAGUUCCACUCUCGUGGUCUAGUGCAAGAGAAGUGCUUUGCAGUUCAUAAGAGCUUUCGCACUUAUGACCUAAUCCUCACCGCCCAUGAGGUAAGUAGGGCAAGUAAUAUCCCUGCUUUUCAUAUGAGAGCUGAAGUUUAGAACAGCCAAAGCACCUGUCCGAGGUCCCACAAGAAUAAGAAUCCACAUCUGGCUCCCUUUUCUACUUCCAAGUGUAAAGUCACGUGCAGUGUCAAAACCAGAAUCACCGUGUGUAGAAGGAGAAGGGGAAGCGUACUGGGAUCAUCUUGACUGUCAUUAACAAAUACUUAUCAGUUACCUGUUAUGUGCCAGGCACUGUUCUCUGUUGGGGAUAACUGGGGGGGCAGGACAAACAAGGACGCCACCCUCCUGGGGCUCAGCUCCUUAGUGGGAGAUGAGGAAGGCACCUCUAAGUAUCGUGGGACACAGAACUUGAGCAAGUGCAGAGAGGGCCUCUGAGGUGAGAUCUGAAUCAUGAGAAGAGGGUCCCCGUGUGGAAGUCAGGGAGGAUGUUCCACUCACAGGGGACGGUCCUUCCAAGGCAGACGCUGGCGGAAGCACUGGGAGAGCUCAAGGGAAGGACAUAAGGAUGGUGUUUGCUGCGUGGUCUACGUGCAAAAUCAGGGCUUUGGGCAGGGAAGAAAUGUGAAUUAUGUUUUAAAAACUCAACCUUGCUGCUGAGUAUAGAAUGGAGGGCAAGAGUAGCAGCAAGAAGACUUCCAGUUAGGAGGCUAUCACUAUGGUCCAGGCAAGUCAAGAGGGUGGCUUGGUCUCCAGAUGGUCGCACAGGUGGCUCUGCUGCCUGACCUAUUUACUCUGUUCCAGCCUUUUCUUGUCACCAGCUCUCUGGCAUCAUUUUAACUGCAUUUAUUCUUUUGCUCUGCUUAAAGGCAGAUUUGAGAAGAUUGGGAGGUUGAAAAAGUUUUCAAGAUUAAAAACAAGAAAAACUGUCUCUUGAAUGCCUUGUGUUGACCUGACGUAACCCAUUCUGUUUCAUCCAUAGUAUCUAUAAAGAGAGUAGUGGAAUCCAGCAUGCACUAUAAGGCACUCAGCUAGGACCUUUUUCCUCUCUGGUUCAAUAAAUAUUACUGAUGAUGAUGAAAACUCUAUUUUAGUAUCUUUCCUUUUUUGAGAACAACUUAGUAAUGAUCUCUAAAAUUGACAAUUGAUGCCUUGGCCAACACAAUUGGAAUGUGUGUUUGUACUCAGGUAUUUAAAACUAUGCUGAAUGGUUGCUCUGUACUAAGCAUGUACACUACUGGCCUUUGAGGUAGGUUUUUGUUUUGUUUUGUUUUAAUUAUCCUUGUUCUACAGAUAAAGCACUGAGGCGCAGAGAAGUAACUUCCCCAGGUUACACAGGUAGGAACCAAUGGGACCAUAAUUUGAGUCCAGUCAGUCGAGCUCCUGAACCUGCCCUCUCAGAAAAAUAAUUAUUGAAAGUAACACCACUGGUUUCUUACCAUUGUACAGGAAUUUUAAAAGCAUUCAUUAUUGCAUUUGAUCCUCAAAACUCUAGGACGUGGAUAAGGUAGGCAUUAUUAUCCCAUUUUACAGGUGAGAAUACUGAGUUAUAGACGUUAUCCCACUUGCUCAACUUUAUAUAUAAAGUACACAGUGUCUGAGCCAUGACUAGCUUUUAAGCUUUUUGAGUGAGGGUGCUUCUCAUUAAACCUAUAAUUUCCUAAUUAGAUAAUACCUGUAGCCUGAUCAACAUCUUUUUCUCAUUUAUAAAUGUAUAUAUACUAUAUAUCAUAUAUAUGAAAGCCAUUAAUAUUUAUAAAAUUGAAAUUGUUUAGUUAUACAUUUAAUGAAUCAUCUUUCCUGAUAAAAUAAUUGCAUAAAAAUGAAGUUUUAAAUUCAGCAUAUAUAUGAAUAAAUAACUUGCAUAAGAAUUUUCUUGAUUGUAAUUUUUUUAACAUUUUAGUGUUUUUGAAAACAAAAUGUCUUACAAUCAAUGUAUAUAUUCAAUAGUUUAUCCUUAAAAAUAAUUGCAUCAAUGUUGCAUCUCAAAAUUGAAAGGUCUAAAAAAAAAAAUGAAGGGUCUUAAAAGAUAAACAUUAUUUAGAAUAUACAUAUAUAAACUACUGAAAAAUCUGGUGUGAAUAGGCUCUGUCAUCUGGGAAAUAUGAACGAGGAUGAGAAAGUUUAUCACAUACUGAAAUUUUGGGAAAAAUUUUCUUGGACAGAAAAAUGGGGAAGAUUACAAAUUGCAUACAUCACUCUGUACUUAAUCUCUGGGUCAAUCGUUUUUAGAGCAGGCGAUGUUGUCAUAUGCACUCUUAGAGACAAUAACUAGAAGGGUCACUAGAUGGCACUAUUAUUCUUAGUACUGUAGUAACCUAUUCCGUAGUGAACUUGAGAGUGACAAAGCAUGAAUAAUCAGAGAGCAUUAGUCCAAUAAUGCUGUAACUUUGUCAAAAUUGUUUCUUAAAAGGAAAGAAUUGAUGAUAAAGUCUGUUACAAUGAAAUUCAUACUAUUUUGUGAACCCCAAAAUGCAGGGAACGAUCUCUAGGCCUCCUUUUUACAACGCAGCAUUCAUUUAUUCAUUCAUUCAAUCAUUCGUUCACUUACAAAUAUUUAUUGAGUGUUUUGAAAGUGCCAGGAUCUCAGUGAAGCUCUGGUUAUUUUCACACUGAAGUAAUGACUUCUUUUUUCAAGUAAGAGCGCAGGUUUCGCACUAGUAAGACCUGAAUCCUCCACUUACUGGGUCAUCUUAAGUAAGCCCUUAUUAUUAUUAUAACUUCUGUUGUUGAGAUGAGAAGAGUAAGGCACAGAGCCAGUGGCUGUGGAUGGAAAUACUUUGUAAAAUCAUGCUUUCUAUAUGAAUACUAUUACUACCUCAAGAAUGUUGAGGACUAUGUCUAGUAGUAGUUCUAUUUACAUAAUAGACUAUUAAAUCACACAAUCUAAGCUUAUUAAGAUCAGCCUCGGGACUUCCCUGGUGGCGCAGUGGUUAAGAAUCCGCCUGCCAAUGCAGGGGACACAGGUUUGAGCCCUGGUCCAGGAAGAUCCCACAUGCCGUGGAGCAACUAAGCCUGUGCACCACAACUACUGAGCCUGUGCUCUAGAGCCCAUGAGCCACAACUACUGAGCCCCGUGCCACAACUACUGAAGCCUGCGCUCCUAGAACCUGUGCUCCGCAACAAGAGAAGACACUGCAAUGAGAGGAUCGUGCACCACAAUGAAGAGCAGCCCCCGUUCGCUGCAACUAGAGAAAGCCCGCGUGCAGCAACGAAGACCCAACACGGCCAAAAACAAAAGUAAUUAAUUAAUUUAAAAAUAUAUAUAUAUAUGCUAAAAAAAAAGAAAACAUUAUUUCAAAAAAAAAAAAGAUCAGCCUCAACACAAGUGACCAUGAGACAGUUUCUCAGUGCAGCUCUUCCCUGCCUCAAUAUAUGUCUUGGAAAUACCAUCAGAAUCAAAACGAAGCAGAUCCGAAGUGAUUUGGCAGAAGGAUACUAGAAGUGUGUUUGGGGUGUGAACGAAUGGGUGUGUUUAUAUAUAAAAAAUUGUUUCAAUGCACCUUGCAGGAAGCCAACCUCAUCUCUUACCAGCCUCACUUCUGCAGUUGGUUUUGUUCCCAGUGCACAGUACUUCCUUUCAGACGCUCAUUCUGAAUGAACAUGAUGACGAUGCAUAUUUACUCCCGGACGUUGCUAACCAGCACAGCAAAAAUAAAUCUGAAUACUUUAUUCACAUUUUGUAAUAAUCAGGGUGUAAAUUGACAAUGGCUCAUUUAGGAGGUUGCGCUCAUUGUACUUUACUCAAGUUCCCUUUUUAUGUGUGAUCUGUUUAUUCAGUUCUUAUUUAUGGAAGUGGAUAUUACGUCCGAGUGUUACGGGUGAUACAGAGAUUCUGAUUCUGUUACUCGCCAUAAGUGUUAUACUGCCCAGCCCUUUGGAUGCGAGUAGUAAAGGUUAGGUUUCUCCUUUGGCCAGAAUCCCAACACAACUGUGCUCUCUGUCUAUGCUGGAGCCACUGCAGCUGAUGUCCUAACAGCUCACUGAGGAGGUCAAAGAUGGUUUUCUAAAAAAUGCCUCCUCUGACAGUGACGCUCGCAUCUCAGAGCUACCAUUGUUUGCCUUCCUGUCAACCACUCACAUAGCUAAGAACUCAAGCAAACACAUGAAAAAGAAAAGCCUCUAUUUAAAGUUUUAUUGAAAAUAUUCAAGAUUUCCUGCUUCUUUUAGGGACAGUGAAAGAAAUCCAGUGUUUUAUCCAUGUCAGGUCCCUACCAGAUUAUAAACAGUUGAGAGGAGGGUCCACUUGCUGAAAGGUGCCUUGAGAGAAAAACUCCCACUUCCCGGAUUCGAAGAGGAAGCCCCCUCAUCCCUAAAGUCUCCCUUGCGGUUUCGCAGCCAGUGGGGGCAUCACAGCCUCCCACUCCAGGCUCUUUCUAGCUUCCACAGCCGCUGCCUCACCCAGUUUAUCUGGCAGCAGGAUUGGCUGCUCUACCCAACUCCAGAGCUUUUCCCUUUGCUUUAAAAUUGCCCUUGAAUUCAGCUCCCUUCCACUCCCUUUUCCCCACACAGUAUUUUUACACCUUUGAUGCCCAAACCUUGAAGGUAAGUACAAAGACAGGCAUCUGUAAACACAGAACGAUGCCCACAUUCAUGGGAAUAACAGCAAUCUCAAAAAACAAUCAUGGCAAAUUUUAAUCAGUGACUCUGAGAAACUUCCCAAGCAAGAAAGAUUUGUGUCCCAGUCUUGCUCUACCCUCAUUUCAUGUCUUUUUUUUUUUAAUUUUACAUUUUUAUUUAUUUAUUGGCCGCCCCGAGAAGCAUGAGGGAUCUUAGUUCCCUGACCAGGGAUCGAACCCAUGCCCCCUGCAGUGGAAGAGUGGAGUCUUACCCACUGGACCACCAGAGAGGUCCCCCUCAUUUCAGGUCUUAGUUCCAGCUCUAAGUGUUUGCAACAAUCUCCUUCCUGAACUGUAUCACAUUCGUGCAACUUUUUUUCCCCUACCUUGUAUGUGAGCCUGGCCAUUUCUUUCCCUGUUAAAGAAUCUACGGCCCCGACCUCUUUAUAUAACGUCAACCCAACUAGAGCAGGAACCUGCCUCUAUCUAAAAGUCUGGCCAUGCAGCGCCGGCAAUCCGUGAACAGCAGUUGACGGGCUGAUCCAGAGCAAAUCCCUCAUGUACUCCUCAGGGAAGGGAGGAAGGCAAACCCAUUGCCAGCCCACGAUGGUCAUGAUGGAAAGAUGUGCACAUCCAGGCUGGCCCUUCAGGCUGAUGGGGCUGGCUGAGAACUGAGUGAAUAAAGUGAAAUGGAAGGUAAAUGGAUGCAAUCCAAUUAUUACAAAGAGGGAACAGGCAAGGUUGCUUUAAAGAGACGAAAACUGAGCAUUUCUAUGCCCUCCACAAUCAUGGGGGUUGAAAAUGUUAGUAUUCCUGCUCAUCUUUUCUCUUUGGUGUAGAUCCGUCUUUUGAGGCAUAUGGUUUUUGUUGUGAUUUUCUUCGUUUUUACCACCUGUGUUCCAGAUGUCUGUCAACUUCAUCAUUUUGCUGCUUUGCUUGAAGAUUUCAAAACAGACCUCAAUUUUGAAACUCUUCUGUGGCAUAUUUCUCUCUUAUUUGAAAAGAUGUGUUUGAUUUAGAAAAUACGAAGACAUUGCCCUACUUUCUUUGCAUUGGGGCUAAAUUGGAAGUAGGCAGCAAAAUGGGUUACCUCCUGACUAGUGGAAGAGAUGCUCACCACAGCCGUCUGCUGACUGCGGAGAAGCGGCAGCCGGGAUGGUGCAGGUGAGGCCAAGUGCAUGUCCCCAACCUUUGUGCUUCAUUAUGUCACAGACGCCAGGAAUGACAAGAGGAUAAGGAAAUCUGUGGCCUCAGUUUAAAACAGAGUCCAGAUAGAGUCCAUACCCUAUUGAGAAAUCAAUUCAGUACAUGCGUGUGUUCUACAUGUGCACAGGUGUAUUCAUGCCAACAUAAAUGCAUCAAACGUCUCUGGCAAGACAUACAGGAAGUUGGUUGCUGUAGAGGUGGGAAUUUGGAAGCCAUGGGCCAGGGGUAAGAGGGAGACCUAAUUUCGCUGUAAACAAUUUCUUCUUAAAAUUUGGAACUUGUGCUUGUAUUUCCCAUUAAAAAUUAAAACAUUGGAUAAUCAUCAUAACAAAAGAAUAUAUUCUACGAGACUGGGCACACCUAAAAGUAGUCUUCUAAAGCAAUUUAUCCCUUUGCAUGAGGAAUAAAGUCCUAGCUGUCACCUCAGUUUGAAGGGAGAUUAAUGUGGCUUGAAUAUUUACUAUGGUUUUACUGCAGAGAUGUUUAAGUGCCAACGAUGUGUUACCACGUAGGCAAAUGGCUCUUGAAUCCAGAUAACCGUGCUAUGGGAAAGACGGUGGGGAUUUUGGUGUUUGUGUCAUUUGGGCUUGGAUUACACGUUCCUUCCCCUGUUGCUGGGAGGCCCAUGUUCUUGGAAGUAACUGAACUAAGGCUGGAAUAGUGGGGAUUGAGAAAAUGAAUGACUUGGAAGAAGAUACUGCAGUAGCAGUUUGUGGAGACCCUCUUUCUGCCCCCUGCUCAGACAUCCAGGGCACGUGAGACAUCCAGAUGCACAGGACCCUUUGGUUGUGUCAUCUUGGUUCACUCCUUGCUGCCACCACUAGACGGGCACUCAUCUGUUUCCUGGGACACGGUUCUAGGCCUCUCUCCAAUUCCUCCCAGGGUCUCCAGCAUGAUUCCUUCUCUCUCUUUGCAGCCGGCGCAGAACAAAUAGACCAAUGAGAGGACAGAACGCAGAUGGCAUAUCUCUCAUAUAAGUUACCUAUUCAGGUUGCUUGCUUACUUAUUCAUUUAAUAAACAUGUAUGGAUUCCUUUCCAACCCAGGCAGGGCAGGAUGGCUCCCACAAAGAAGGGUGGUGAGAAGAAGGGCCGCUUCACCAUCAACGAGGUGGUGACCAGAGAAUACACCAUCAACAUUCACAGGUGCUUCCAUGGAACAGGUUUCAAGGAGCGUGCCUCUCGGGCACUCAGGGAAAUCCAGAAAUUUGCAAUGAAGGAGACGGGGACUCCAGAUGUACACAUUGAUGCUAGGCUCGACAAAGCCAUCUGGGCCAAAGGAAUAAGGAAUGUUCCAUACCGUAUCCAUGGGCCGUUGUCCAGAAAGUAUGAUGACGAUGAAGAUUCACCAAACAAGCUCUAAACAUUGGUUACCUAUGUACCUGUCACCACUUUUCAAAAAUCUACAGCUCGUUGAUGUAGACGAGAACUAAAUGUUGAUUGGCCAAGAAAGUUAUAGAACGGCCAAAACCAAACACAAACAUACAAACAAAAAUGUAUGGAAAACCUACCAUAGGCUGAAAACUUGCUCUGGAGAUGCAAGACCUCAAGAAGUUCACAAUCUAGUGGGAAAGAUAGACUUUUUUUUUUUUUUAGUAUAUGAUUGCGAUAGUCUGAUGAGUGUUAAUGUAACCUAAGGCCAAGGUAACAUAGGAGCAUUUACAAGGGCAUCCAAACCAGACUAGGGGUGGUACCGAUCACAUAGGUGACCAAGUUGGGACUGGACGGGCGUGCCGGAGUCUGCCUGUGGGCCCCACGGGAGAUGGGGACUGAGUGUGUUAUUGCUGGUUGGUGACAGGAGAGUGGCUGCUGUGAGGGGUGUAGGGCAUUUCACAAUGAGAUAGUAACAUAAAAUGAGAAAUGACCACAGCUCAUCAGGAACCGCAAAUUGCCCGCAUGGCAGAAACAUAAACUCUGAGACAGGGUAGGGAGUAUAAAGGGAAGAGGAGGGGCUUUACAUGUCUGGCUAAGGCAUUUUUGAAAGGAUCAAAGUGGGAGAAUGACAAGACUUAACAAGAUAUGCGUUUUCAAAGAUAAUUGAAAGCGGUAGAGGGAAGGUAUUGGGGUGGGAAAUGUUGGAGGUGGGAGACCAGUUAAGUGGCUUCUGUGACGUUUCAGCCACGGGGGGGAUGAGGUGGUGAAGGGGGGUGGCAGUUACAGGAAAAGAGAAGAACAAAGGUGAAACCAACAGCAGGGGCAACUCUGUGACCUUCCUUCCCUGACACAACGGGAUUAGGAUGUCAUUGCAGGUCUACCCGAAAGGAGCUUAGAAGAAAUGACCAGACAGUAUCCAAGCACGUGGCAGAUCAAUGCCUAGGUAAGUAAGUAGCUCAAAGUUAACUAAGAAGAGGCAGGUAAGGGAUAAAGCCAGCUGGGAUGGAGAGUGUAGGGAGAAAGUGCAAGCAGAUAGAUACCAUGGGAACCUGAUUUAGUGGGACCCUUGCAGCUGGUGAGUGUUCCAGAAGCCCUAAAGGAACCAAUACGGAACACAUCUAUGGGUGUGGGGAGGGGUCUAGGGUCACUUACCUCCUGACUUGGGUCACUGGGUGGGUGGAGAUACAGCAGUGAAAGGUAGAAAGUUCAGGAAGAAAGACUUUUGGGAAGAAGAUAAUGAGUUGAGUUUUGAGCUUUUUGGAUUUUAGAUGCUUGAUGGCCAUCUGAGCCACAUUCACUCUGGAAAGCAUCUAGGUAAUGCAAGAGAUGUGAUGGAAGCUAAGAGAAAAGAGUCUCAAGAAAGAAGAAACAAUGAAAAUGUCCAUUGCUUCAAUGAAAUAAAAUAGGUGUCCAUCUGGUUUGACAAAAGGAAAGUAACCAGUGAUCUUAGUGAGAAUGUUUUUGGUAGCGUGGUGUUAGAAAGUAGAUUACCAGAUCACCUCUGCUGAGGACCUAAGGGAGAGAAGAGAAGGUUGUUGCAGUGGGAAGUCAAUUUGAUGCAAAGUUUACCUCCAAUCAGGUGACCAACCGUCCCUGUUUGCCCGGGACUGAGUGGAUUCCCAGGAUGCUGGACUUUUAGUACUAAGACUGAGAAAGUCCUUGGGCAAGCAGAACAGAUUGGUCACCCUGCCUUCAAUCCCACUACCAGAAAGGCUGUCCAAGAGUUCAUGAAAUAGGCUCAGAAAAAAUGAAGACGCUUGGGACUUCCCUGGUGGCGCAGUGGUUAAGAAUCGGCCUGCCAAUGCAGAGGACACGGGUUUGAGCCCUGGUCUGGUAAGAUCCCACACGCCGCGGAGCAAGUAAGCCCAUGCGCCACAACUACUGAGCCCGCGUGCCACAACUACUGAAGCCCCCGCACCUACAGCCUGUGCUCUGCAACAAAGAGAAGCCACCUUAAUAAGAAGCCCAUGCACCACAACGAAGAGUAGCUCCCUCUCGCCACAACCAGAGAAAGCCCGCGUGCAGCAAUGAAGACCCAAUGCAACCAAAAAUAAAUAAAUAAAUUUAUUAAAAACAAAAAAAAUUAAGACGCUUGAGGGAAUUCCCUGGUGGUCCAGUGGUUAAGACUUGGCACUUUCACUGCUUUGGGCCCGGGUUCAAUCCCUGGCUGGGGGAACUAAGAUCCCACGAGCCGUGUGGCGUGGCCAAAAAAAAAAAAUUAAGAUGCUUGAAUCACAAGGUUUACUGAAUAAAUUUAAAACGCACAGCAAGAAACAAAGGGAAAGAGAUGAAGGAUGCUAUCACCAUGAGGAGAGGGUGCAAGUUGGGUGUAUGAGCCACAGCUCUCUCUCUGUCUGUCCCUGUCUGUCUCUCUCAUCUUCAUUCCCUGCUGCCAGUAUGGUCACAAGGUCCAGAGUUGAGGGUGAGCAAGGGGACUCAACAGACUGAAAGUAUCUGGAGCCAACACAUGCUUACUCCUUCCAAGAGAUGGAGGGACAAAUAGCUUGGACACAACUGAAACUCACCAAUAAGUUGCUGAAAAGCUAUGGACUUAUCUUUGUAUCUUGGGCAGAGGUUACAUGUGGCAUAAGGAUGAUACAUGAUCUGUGCUUUAUUAAUGUUUUAGGUUUAAGUGGUCCUUCUAUCCCUUCCUAUCUACAAGUAGUGCUCUGGUUUGUUCCAUCCUUUUCGUCUAUGUUUAUCAAACAUAUGCUCUGUUUAUAUUUAUAUUUAACAGAUUUCUAACUUAGCACAUUUGCUAUCAUUCCUCAAUAUGUUUCAUGAGUUUCAUCUGUUAUUCUACUUGUUUGAUUCCCUUGUUAUUUACAGCACAGUUGAAUAUUCUCAAAUAACGUGAUAAAAUCAUGUUAUAGAAGUGACAAUAGCACCAGUAGACUUUUCAUUCUCGAAACUUGGCUGUUGUGAAAAAAGAAAGAAAGAGUAUUUACUAGAGGGAUUUAGAUAAUCGUAAGAAAAAUUGUUUUUAAUAAACUGAAGUCACCAAGUCAGAACAUAAGGUGUUUCAACCAGAGACCUGAGAAGUUAAUGGACAAAGCAUGAUCCUUGGGAGAGUAUAAAAGGAUGGAAUCCAGAUCAGGUGGGAGAUCUCAUCCUCUUAGACUAGAGGGGAGAAGGAAUAAUAGUGGACAAGACAAGUGUGUUUCCAGUGGUGGACUGGGUUUACCAUUCUGUCUUAGUUUUCUUUGUGAAGUAGCUUGGCCAUUAAACAAUUAUUUCCAGGCACUGGUUGAUUUACAAAUAUUUACUUUUAUUUAAGGUGUGGUGGCCUUGUAAUGUAUCGAUUUGGCUAUGCUGAACUACUUUCCCUAGAAUUUCAUUUCAUGUAUAGUUUGGGUUAUGGUGGGUCCCAAGGGAGAUUCUUGUGAGAUUUGGAAGGCAGACAGGAAAGGGCAGCCGUUCUGUAGCUCACACACGUUGCUGCCAAUGUGCUGACUCACCUCAUCAGCAUGAAGCAGCAGCGGCACCGGCUCUACUUCCCCUGAACCAGGUGCCUAUGUUCAGUUCCAGGAGGAAGGGCAAUGUCAAUCAUCAUGGGUUUCAGUGUGUCCUGGGUUGCAGCACAUUCUUGAUCUUCCUCAAUUUACACCCAUUUUCCCUUCGUAACUCCCCACCAUCUAGACUCCAGGCUCCAGUAUCAGUGAGAAGACUUACAGAGAUUGUUUAACCAGUCCCAGCAAAUGUGUAAGGCCAAACUCCUAUAAUAUAAUCUCCGGAGACCAUGCUUGAGUUUAUGCUAAUGACAUGACUCAGGACAGGGGCUGUCCACGUCAGAAAGAUCAGCCUUAUGAUUAGAGGGUUAGGAUUUUGAGCCACAUGAUAUCAACCCAACAGUUGACCUCCAGGGAGGGUGAGGAGGGCUGAAGACUGAGUUCAACCACAUGGCCAGUGAUUCAAUCCAUCAUGCCUACAAAAUGAAACCCCAAUCAAAGCUUUGCACAUGGAAGCUCUGCUGACUUUCCUGGUUGGUAAUCCUGUAUCAAUGAGCCAGGAGGGUGAUGCUUCCUAAGGACAUGGAAGCUUUGCAUUCAAGACCCUCCCGACAUUGCCCUGUGUGUCUCCUCAUUUGGCUGGUCUUGAGUUGUAACUUUUAUCAUAAAACUGUAAUCAUAAGUAUAGUGCUUUCCUGAGCUCUGAGUCAUUCUAGCAAAUUAUUGAAUCUGAGGGGGUAGUGGAAACCCGUGAAUUUGUAGCCAGUGGUCAGGAGCAUGGGUGACCUGGGGACCCUGGACCUUAUGGCUGGUGUCUGAAGUGAGGGGGUGUCUUGUGAAGGAAUGUGCCCUUACACUGUGAAAUUUAACCUAAAUUCAGGUACUCAGUGUUAGGAUUGCACUGCAAAGAGAAAAUAAUAUAGUAACCUCCCAUGUGGGCAUCACCUAGCUACAACAGUAAUCAACUCAUGGCCAAUCUUGUUUCAUCCGUAACCUCCACUGUGGGAUUACUUUGAAGCAAAUCCCUGUUGUGAUAGGAUUUCAUCCAUAAAUAUUAAAGUAGAUAUCUCUAAAAGAUAAGCCUCUUCUUUCUUGCUAAUAACUACAAUACCAUUAAUUUAUUUUAAAAAAUUCAUUCCCUAAUAUCAUUGCAUACUAAUAGUCAGUGUUCAAAUUUCCCCUAUCAUCUCAAAAAAUUUUUUUAUAUCUGGUUUGUUCAAAUCCAAACAAGUCCCCACAUUGCAUCUUGUCAACAGACCUCUUAAUCUCUUUUCAUCUGUAGGUCUCCUUAUCUCUCUCUCUCUUUUCUUGCAAUUUAUUUAUAAAAGAUACUGAGUGUCUUUUCCAGUAGAGUUGUAUUUUCCAACUUUAAAGUACACACAAAUCACUAGGGGAUUUUUUUCUUUUGCUUAUAUAAAUGCAUUUUUAAUUUUUAAAAUUCUUAAAUUAAUUUUUAUUGGAGUAUAGUUGCUUUACACUAUUGUGUUAGUUUCUGCUGUACAGCAAAGUGAAUCAGUUAUACAUAUACAUAUAUCCCCUCUUUUUUGGAUUUCCUUCCCAUUUAGGUCACCAUAGAGCACUGAGUAGAGUUCCCUGUGCUACACAGUAGGUUCUCAUUUGUUAUCUAUUUUAUGCAUAGUACCAAUAGUGUGUAUAUGUCAAUCCCAAUCUCCCAAUUCAUCCCACCCUCCGCCUAGGGCAUCUAAUUUUAAAAGUAGAUUCUGCUUUAGAAAGAAAAUUUGGGGGCUUCCUUGGUGGUUCAGUGGUUAAGAAUCCGCCUGCCAAUGCAAGGGACACAGGUUCGAGCCCUGGCCUGGGAAGAUCCCACAUGCCGCAGAGCAAUGUGUGCCACAACUACUGAACCUGCACUCUAGAGCCCGCGAGCCACAACUGCUGAGCCAGCGUGCUACAACUACUGAAGCCUGUGCACCUAGAGCCCGUGCUCCGCAACGAGAGAAGCCACCACAAUGAGAAGCCCGUGCACCGCAAUGAAGAGUAGCUCCCACUCGCCACAACUAGAGAGAGCCUGCACAGCAACGACAACCCAACGCAGCCAAAAAUAAAAACAAACAAAUAAAUAAAUUUAUUUUAAAAAAAAGAAAAUUUGUUGUGGGGCCCAAGAUUCUGCAUUUUCAGCAAGCCCCCAGGUGAAGUGGAUGCUGCUGGUCCAUGAACCACACUCAGACUAGCAAACUCUGGAGCUCUCUACAGUCUGGAUUUUGAUGAUUGCAUCCCCAUGAUGUCAUAACCAUGUUUCUCUGUCCCCUCUCAACUGGUGGUCAGGCCAUCUGGAUGAAGGGGAAGUCCAUUGUGUGUAAAGCAACCUGUUGUGUAACUUUUAAUGCUCCUUCAAAAAUGUAUACUUAAGCAAUCUGAAAGUUUUCCAGUAGUAUUUUUCUUACCCUCCCAACCCUUUUCUAUGUUCUCUCCCAUUUAAAGUUUAUGCCCAAUGUAUUCCAAUGGCACUCAGUAAAAAUACUUUUUAGGGAAAGGAGGGAAUAUAUCCAGUGGUUGUAAAGUUGGAGGACAUACCAACAUGACAUGGAAGACAGCCUAGAUUAGGCGGAAGACAAGAAGAGAAGCAGCUGCAAGACUGACUUGGGUAGAAGUAAGGGCCCUUGGAUAGGGGAAUGAGGCUGGGUGAGGCUGGGUGAUAAGAGUGGGGCAGAGGUUGUGAAGAUCCAUUGCACACAGCCAUUCUCAAAAGCCAGUCCAAAAUCCCAGAAGCACAUGGGGGCUUGCUAAAAACAGUUUCCUGUUCUGACACAUCAAAUCAGAAUCUCUGGAGAAAGAGCCUUGGAAUAUGCUUGGCAGGCACCCUCUGGAGACUCUGAUGUAGAGUGGUUCUAGAAACCACUGAACUAUAUCGGAUGCCACACAUUGCUGUAUGUGUGUGUGUGUGUGUGUGUGUGUGUGUGUGUGUGUGUGUAUAAUUUUUUUUUUUUUUUUUUGCCAUCUUUCUUGCCAGUGAAUGCUCUGAAGUACUCAUUGACCAACUGCUAGGUAGCCCUAGGAUAAAAUAUCACCUAGUGCUUUCAUUCUCGGUGGGCACGUGGUCGUCUGAUUACAUGAUGUUUAAUUUAAUGGCUGAGACAUUAAAGCCCAGUGGUUAAGAGCUCCGACGAAUUUAAACUCUGAAAAGUGUGUUGUUUACACUCCAAUACGUGGCACCAUUCCCAUAUCAAUUAUGCUGGAUUUUCAGAUUAAUUAGAUGACCAUAGAGUUGCCAGGCUCUGAAGGAAUUGGACUUCAGACAAGAAAAAUGGAAAUAAAUUUUGUAAAUUAUUUACAAGU
Molecule: messenger RNA, 14839 nt
Organism: Orcinus orca (killer whale)
Lineage: Eukaryota; Metazoa; Chordata; Mammalia; Artiodactyla; Delphinidae
Product: 60S ribosomal protein L31-like
Exons: 1
Coding region: 7780-8085 (101 amino acids)
Biological process (GO): cytoplasmic translation
Cellular component (GO): ribosome; cytosolic large ribosomal subunit
Molecular function (GO): structural constituent of ribosome
Source: RefSeq, a predicted model, not a curated record